GCAAGGAACUUUUCCAUCUAUUACGAUGGUCUAUGGUCGCAGCGUGGCUUAUUUACCGUUCGUUUUCGUCAUUAAUUAUUUAUAUUGUCACAAUAUGAAAUGAACACAUACGUUCAGCGUCGAGAAACAAAAUAUUACUGACCACGGUCUCAUAGAUAGCAAGUGUUCAUUACGCGUUUGAGAUGUUAACCUACAAAAGUAUCAACGAUAAUGCACGAUAACCUGAGAUUUGGCGGUUCGCAUAAAAUUAGGAGACUCUUGGUGUCGAGUUGGAAAGUGAAUCGCAGUUUGCCCUUUUCAUCUUUCUGAAUCGAUGAAUGUGAGAUAGAUCGACAUUUCGCAGCUUAUACUUAUGCCGUUCGCGUCCAAGUCGUAACUAUGUCGAAUCCGGGUAGAAAAUCCAGCGAACCAUAUCGCGAAUUGGAAGAAUCGCACGGCGCCGAGCUAAAUGUCUGCGCCCAGAGCACGUCGAGUUGCCCAACAAGUCUCGAAAAUGGAACUGAACGAUCCAUGGAGCUCUCCUCCGUCGUUGUCAUACCUGAUGACACGUUCACUGUGGUACAAGCUAUCAAUGCAUUGGGCUUUGGUAAAUUCCAAGUCAAACUCUCUCUGUUCACGGGUCUCUGUUGGAUGGUAGAUAGUAUGGAGAUCACCAUACUGAGCAUCCUGAGUCCAUCCUUGCAUUGCGAUUGGGGCAUCUCUAGAUAUCAACAAGCACUGACAACAACGGUGGUCUUCCUUGGCAUGAUGCUAAGUUCUACGUUCUGGAAUAAUUUAAGCGAAAGAUACGGUCGUAAACAAGCUUUAACUUUGUGCGCUGUGCUGCUGUCUUACUACGCCUUUCUCAGCUCGUUCGCGCCAAACUUCCUCUGGAUUUUGCUGCUUCGGGGAGUUGUAGGGUUUGCUAUUGGUUGUGUACCGCAAUCAGUGACAUUGUACGCGGAAUUCCUUCCAGCGAAGCAAAGAGCAAGAUGCGUUAUUUUGUUAGACUGUUUCUGGGCGCUCGGAGCUUGUUUCGAGGUCGCGAUUGCACUAAUUGUCAUGCCCAAUUUCGGCUGGAGAUGGCUUCUCAUAUUGUCGUCCAUUCCGCUGUUCAUAUUCGCUGUAAUAACGCCGUGGCUCCCAGAAUCCACAGUAUUCGACAUGACAACUGGAAGAAUAGAUCGCGCGAUCUCUACGUUGGAACGCGUAGCCAGAGAAAAUAAAAAAUCGUUACCUCUAGGUAGACUAGUUAUGGACCGCUUUUAUCAAGGUCACCAUGGACAAUUUAGAGAUGUUCUGAGCAAGGAGAUGUGCAAAACGUCCGCUUUACUCUGGCUGGUUUGGAUGAGCACAGCGUUUUGCUAUUACGGCGUGGUGUUAAUGACUACCGAACUCUUUCACACAUCCUCAGAGCAAUGCGGCACGUGGGACACAAGCAAGGAGGAGGACACGUGCGAAUUCGAUUGCCGACUACGACGCGGCGAUUACAUCGAUCUGCUUUGGACAACGUUGGCGGAAUUUCCCGGCAUUUUUUCUACUGUGUACGCGAUCGAGAAGAUCGGCAGGCGGAAGACGAUGGCCUGCCAAUUAGUAAUGUUCGCCAUGGUGAUCUGCUUCCUGGGUAGGACCUGCCUGUUGAGCAGAGCGGCCUUGACCAUCGCCAUUUUUCUAGCUAGGGGCUUGAUCGCCGGCGUGUUUCAAGCCGCGUACGUGUACACGCCGGAGGUGUACCCCACGCAUUUACGUAGCAUAGGUGUGAGCGCGUGUAGCGCCAUGGCGCGAAUCGGCGCAAUGGUUACACCGUAUAUAGCGCAGGUGUUCCUGCAAUGGUCCAUCACGGGAGCAAUGGCGAUCUACGCAACAACGGCGUUGUGCGCCGCGAUCGCCACACUCGCGCUUCCCCAAGAUCCAAAUGAAGAUACCGAAUGGAAUGAUAUUCUCAGAAGAAAAGGCAUCAUACCUGAGAAGGAGAAGGAGAAAGAAGUUACUGAAGAUCAAAUAGUAAAUCUUUUGGAGAAUACUAUAGAUGAAAAAACAGGACGUGCUCCAAAUAACUUGGAGGAAAAAUCUCUGGAUGAGUUAGAUGAACUAGAGGAUGAAGAGGACGAACGAGUACUAGAAGCAUAUCGACAAAAGAGAAUAGCAGAAUUAAAGGAGCUGGCUAAUAAAUCCAAAUAUGGGCAGGUACGAGAAAUAUCAGCAGAAGAUUACGUUCAAGAGGUUAACAAGGCUGGAGAGGAUAUCUGGGUUGUUCUGCACCUUUACAAAUCUGGUAUUCCGCUCUGUACUCUAGUCAAUAUGCAUCUUACCAAUCUAGCAAGAAAGUUUCCUACCACAAAGUUUUUGAGAAGCAUUUCUACUACUUGUAUUUCCAACUGGCGAGACAGUAAUCUUCCCACAAUAUUCAUCAUUCACAAUGGGAACGUGAUAAAACAAAUUAUUGGACCACUCGAGUUCCGUGGUAUGAAAUUGACUGAAGGAGAAUUAGAGUGGAUGUUGGGACAAGUAGGAGCAGUACCAACAAAGAUCAAGGAAGAUCCUCGACCCAAAGUGAUGGAUGUUUUAUUUUCAAGCCUGAGGAACGAGAAUGAAAAUCUUGAUGAUGACAACGACUGGUAAUCUUGCCUAUAUUAGGUAAUUGCAGAUACACGAGUAAACAAAUGUAAUAAGUAUUAUGGGAUUUACGUGCGGAAAGAGUUUACAUUUUAUUUAUUUUAUACAUUUAUUACCGCACAAUUAAAAGUUAAUCCAUUUGCAGAGAAACAUAUUAUUUUCCAAAUUUAUACACUCUCGUUUAUACCAAUAAAAUAUUUUACUACGUGUUA
This is a messenger RNA of Odontomachus brunneus, 2807 nucleotides long. It is a transcript of the gene viaf, whose product is annotated as viral IAP-associated factor homolog. Gene Ontology annotation, cellular component: cytoplasm. Lineage: Eukaryota; Metazoa; Arthropoda; Insecta; Hymenoptera; Formicidae. The coding region runs from base 379 to 2601 and encodes 740 amino acids. Gene Ontology annotation, biological process: protein folding; transmembrane transport. The transcript is spliced from 11 exons. The record is from RefSeq and is a predicted model, not a curated record. Gene Ontology annotation, molecular function: transmembrane transporter activity.